Molecule: messenger RNA, 4324 nt
Organism: Octopus sinensis (East Asian common octopus)
Lineage: Eukaryota; Metazoa; Mollusca; Cephalopoda; Octopoda; Octopodidae
Product: solute carrier family 12 member 2
Exons: 26
Coding region: 802-4218 (1138 amino acids)
Biological process (GO): chloride ion homeostasis; sodium ion homeostasis; cell volume homeostasis
Cellular component (GO): membrane
Molecular function (GO): sodium:potassium:chloride symporter activity
Source: RefSeq, a predicted model, not a curated record
AAAAAAAACAUUAAUAUAAACUAAAUUGCUAAUUAAACACACACACACACGCGCGCGCAUGUGUAUACACACACAAUUAUGUAGCAAAAGGUACACACAUGUAAAGGUAACCUAUACACAAAGAAAGUCAAUCAUAUAGAUGUAUAGUUAUCUAUCAUACGAACAAAUACACACAUAGAUGCAGGCACACUCACACUAACGUAACCACAGGCACGCACGCUACAAUACAGACUGAAGCAGCUACAUAAACACACCCACGGAUAAAUACACACCUCAACGGUGACACGAAAUCGCGCGCUCAGACACACAGACACAGCUGUACAUUGAAUGCGGACAGCGCAUACACGCACAUAAUCAUUUAAUAUUCAUUUACGCACACACGCACACACGUACACAUACUUUCCCCUCGAUAUACGUACAAAAUCGAUCAAUUUCCAUUCAAUAUAACACGCAUACAUAUAUAAACACUUUUUUUUUUCCGCGAACACACAAACACAAACACGCGCACACAUAUAUCGCCAUUCAUACAUACACAUAUACUGUCAUUCACACACGUAAACAUCUACCGUCACUCACACACGUAUACACAUACCGUCAUUGAUACACGCACACACACAUACAGACACAUGCACACAUAAAUAUACCGUCAUUGACACACAGACACAUAUAGUUUGUCUUCCCCCCCAAAAAAAAACACAUACAUACACGCAACUAUACAUCAUCAAUACAGACGAACUGAAGCGACCGCAUUCACCGUCUUUCUCCGCUAAAAUCCUCAUAAAAAUAAUACAGAGGGAAAACAUGGCGGACAGCAGAAGCGAAGGCAUCGCUCUGGAGGCACCGAAACACGAAAAGAGACCUCGAGACAGUAUUCUAGUCCAAGAAUCUAAGGACGAACUAACAGAUCUACCCAGUGAGGCCAAACGAAACAGCUCGUCCCGUUUUAAAGUGCAUCGUGUCUCCAUUGCCGAACCGUGCGAAGAUGAAGACGAUAGCGCUCCUCCACAGCAACACUAUCGCUAUAGUAUUGAUAGCGGUAGCGAGAGAAUCCUUGACUCGCCACAUGGAACCUUUUCUUUCAGUCCAUCGGACACUUACAGGACUCAUUCGUACGAUACGAGUAAUCUGAAGACAUUUGGAGGUAACACACACGAGGCCAUUCCUCACUUGGACCAUUAUAGGAAUCUUUUAUCAACUACAGCAGCGUUAAAAUCACGCCCGACUCUUCAGGAACUUCAUGAAGGUAAACUGCCAACGAUGUUUAAAAAGGAUGAUGAGCAGAAGAACAAAGUUGCUGCUCCAUUAUUGCCAGAUGAAGAGAGAGGGGGUAAAGAGGUUACUACUGCUUCUUCAAGUGCACCUCAAGCUGCCACCAAGUUCGGAUGGAUAAAAGGCGUUUUGGUACGAUGUCUGCUCAACAUCUGGGGUGUGAUGCUGUUUCUGCGUCUGUCAUGGGUGGUUGGUCAAGCUGGCAUUGGACUCUCUACGGUGGUCAUAUUGCUGGCUGCUGUUGUGACAACGAUUACCACCUUAUCCAUGUCAGCCAUUUGCACCAAUGGAGAAGUGAAAGGAGGUGGUGCUUAUUAUUUGAUAUCCAGAAGUCUUGGGCCUGAGUUUGGUGGUGCUAUUGGUAUAGUGUUUUCUAUUGCCAAUGCUGUUGCAAUAGCUAUGUAUGUAGUAGGAUUUGCUGAGACUGUGAGAGAUUUAUUGAAAGCUAACAAUGCCUUAUUAAUUGAUGAGGUGAACGAUAUCCGGAUCAUAGGGGUGAUAACGAUUACUCUUUUGCUGGGUAUAGCUAUCAUUGGUAUGGAGUGGGAGGCACGGGCUCAGUUGAUAUUGUUGGGAAUAUUACUUAUAUCAAUGUCUGCCUAUAUCAUUGGAACAUUUAUCGCACCAAACAAUGAUAACUUUUCCAAAGGUUACACUGGCUAUAGAGUUGAUGUUUUCAAAGAAAAUUUCCUGCCAGAUUUCCGAAAUGAGGAGUUCUUCUCUGUGUUUUCCAUCUUCUUUCCUGCUGCCACAGGAAUUCUUGCCGGUGCUAAUAUUUCUGGUGAUCUAAAGGAUGCCCAAGUGUCUAUCCCCAAAGGAACCUUAUUAGCCAUUGCCAUCAGUUCAGUUGUUUAUAUUCUUUGUGCAUGGUCAUUAGGUGCCUGCAUUGUCCGUGAUGCAAGUGGAGCAAUUUUUUAUGCAGCUGUGAAUGCAACGAUCGACGGUGAUAUGACACUUUAUAACUCCACUGCAGAGGAUGGUAUUAAAAAGGUACCAUUUGUUACCAUGUCUCUUAUGCGUAACUGCACUUUGGGUGAAGAUGGUGCGUGCAAAUAUGGCCUCCAGCAUGACUUCCAGGUAAUGGAGCGUAUUGCAAUAUUUGGACCCUUGGUUACAGCCGGUAUUUUCUCUGCAACUCUUUCUUCAGCUCUUGCAAGUCUUGUCUCUGCUCCCAAGGUCUUCCAGGCUGUUUGCAAGGAUAGGAUCUUCCCUGGAAUCCAUGUUCUUGCUAAGGGUGCCGGUAAGGGUGACAAUCCCCGAAGGCUAUAUUUUCUUGCCUAUUUCAUUGGGAUUGCCUUCAUUUGCAUAGGUGAACUAAAUGCCAUUGCUCCAAUCAUAUCAAAUUUUUUCCUCAUGUCAUAUGCUCUCAUUAACUAUUCCUGUUUUGAUGCUUCUUUGGCUAACUCACCGGGAUGGCGGCCAGCAUUCCAAUUUUAUUCCAUGUGGGUUAGUCUUUUAGGGGCCAUUUUAUGCAUUGCUGUGAUGUUCAUCAUUAAAUGGUGGACUGCUUUACUCACAUUUGCUGUCAUAGCGUCACUGUAUAUUUAUGUGCAUCACAGAAAACCAGAUGUUAACUGGGGUUCAUCGACACAAGCUCAUGUAUAUAAGAGUGCUUUGCAGUCUACUCUCAAGCUAAUAGCUGUUGAGGACCAUAUCAAAAAUUUCAGACCUCAAGUUCUCCUUCUAAGUGGUUUACCCAGUAGCCGUCCUGCCUUGGUGGACUUUGCAUCCAGUUUCACUCGUAACUCCAGUUUAAUGAUGUGCUGCAAUGUUAUUGUGGAUCCAAAUGUCGACAGCUUAAAAGUACAAAGAACUAAAGAAGAAUACAGUUGGCUUCAACGUAGGAAAAUAAAAUGUUUUUAUGCACCAAUUGUUGCUCCAGACUUUCGUUUAGGAGUCCAAGCAUUUAUGCAGACAUGCGGAAUAGGGAAGUUACGUCCAAACACUAUGGUUAUUGGUUUUAAGAAUCGGUGGAGGCAGGGAGAACCGAAAGAAGUCGAGGAUUACUUUAAUACCAUUCAUGACGGAUUUGAUAUGCAGUUUGGUGUUGGUAUUCUCCGUGUUAAAGAAGGCUUUCAAUGUGACCCAAAUUUUGUGGACCCUCCAAGGAAAGAAAUUGAAGAAGAACCUCCCGAAGAAGGAUUACCAAUAACUAUUUGUCUGGAAAAUGAUUUGAUUGAGCCAGCGCCGCAACGUUACGAUGACGAUGAUAUUGAGGAACCGAAAACUCCAGAACGCCGUCCAAGUAUCUUUGACAGUACCCUGCUUCAGGGCAUGGAUGAUAUUAUAGCCACACCAGACGUCAUCCAUGAGAGUAUUGUGAAGCCAGAUAACUUUUCUGAGGAAACGCUCAAAAUGAUGAACCGGUUUAAUGAAAAGCAGAAGAAGGGCACCAUUGAUGUUUGGUGGCUCUUUGAUGAUGGAGGUCUGACUCUGUUGAUUCCAUACUUGAUUUCCCUGGAAUCUAACUGGAAUAAAAACAAGUUACGGGUAUUUACUGCUGGGACCAAGAAGGGAGAACUGGAUCGUGAACAGCGACAACUUGCAACGUUGCUAAGCAAAUUCCGUAUAGAAUGCAAAGAUAUGACUGUGAUUCCAGAUGUUGGCAAAAUUCCCCGGAGAGAGAAGAGGCAAGAGUUUGACAGUCUUCUUGAAGGUUUCAUUUUGGAUGAAGAGAAAGGGGAAACUAAAGAGAAGUAUCCAUGGAAAACAACUCGUGACCAAUUGAAACUUCUUAAAGAUAAGACGAACCGGCAUAUACGGUUAAGGGAGUUAUUGUUGCAACACUCCUCUGAGGCCAGUUUAAUUGUUAUGACUUUACCAAUGCCACGGAAAGGCACUUGUUCAUCUGGUCUCUACAUGGCCUGGAUAGAUACUCUCACAAGGGACUUGCCACCAAUUUUAUUGUUGAGAGGAAACCAGAAGAGUGUUUUAACUUUUUACUCCUAGAAGUUUUGCAGUUAUUUUUAUUUUUUUUCAAAUUUUAUAUUAAUAUCAUUAUUAUUAUCAUUAUUAUUAUUAUUAUUAUUAUUAUUAUUAUUAACAACAUUUUAAA